Molecule: messenger RNA, 1214 nt
Organism: Juglans microcarpa x Juglans regia
Lineage: Eukaryota; Viridiplantae; Streptophyta; Magnoliopsida; Fagales; Juglandaceae
Product: remorin 4.1-like
Exons: 2
Coding region: 156-1025 (289 amino acids)
Source: RefSeq, a predicted model, not a curated record
CCCAUAUUUCUCUCUCCCAUUUCUGAGACCAUCCAUAAUCACAUACUUGUCUUUAAUUACUUCUCCUCCAUCAAUUAAACUACUUCUGCAGCUUCCUCGCAAUUCUAUUCCAACAGUAAUAUUCUUUCUACCCAUAUACACUCAAAGAUUAAGCUAUGCUUAAUGAUCAGACGGCUAGUACCAGCCAUGGAGAUCACAACCUCAUGCAGGAGGACGAACAAAUCCGGGACAUUUACGCUCUCACCCCACCUCACCCUCCUCCGGUGAAUCGUGGCAAUCGAAGAGAAGCUUGGGAAACUAGCAGCCAUAGAUCCUCGUCUUUGUCGACGGCGAGCGAAGGUGCUGGAAGUGAAAACUUCACAAGCAUGAGCAGAGAAUUCAGUGCCUUAGUGCUUGCAGGGUCUGUUAUUGAUCACAACAAUGGUACGAAUUAUGAAAACGAAGGCGCAAACAUUAAUGGGAACAACAACUUGGGGAGGAUUGGAGAGGAAGAUGACAUGCCGGAGGAGGAGACGAAUCCAUUGGCUAUUGUACCGGAUAAUUAUAACCCGUUGAUGAACCCGAUUCCAUCUUCAAGGCGAGGAGGGCAUCCUGGCGGUUCUGGGUCUUCAAAUAGUACUGCCACGACUACAAGCAGUAGUAAUAGCACUAGUGGUCAGAGUGAGAUUUCAGUGCAUAGAGUGAAGAAAGAGGAGGUGGAAUCGAAGAUAUCGGCAUGGCAGAACGCGAAGAUUGCAAAGCUUAAUAACAGGUUUAAGAGGGAGGAUGCGAUUAUUAAUGGGUGGGAAAGUGAGCAGGUUCAAAAAGCUUCAUCCUGGAUGAAGAAAGUUGAGAGGAAACUAGAGGCGAAAAGAGCAAGAGCUCUGGAAAAGAUGCAGAAUGAAGUAGCAAACGCUCGAAGAAAAGCAGAAGAGAGAAGGGCAUCGGCCGAGGCUAAGAGAGGAACCAAAGUGGCCAGGAUUCUUGAAGUAGCCAACUUGAUGAGAGCUGUUGGAAGACCUCCUGUAAAACGGUCUUUCUUCUGAUCAUCAUCGUCUCUUUCCCAUCCAAAAUUAGAUCGAUUGAUGCAGUACGUAAUUUAUUUGUGAACUACCGCACAAUCAGUACUGGUAGUACUACUGUGGCAGCAACAAGUAAAGAAAUAUAAAACUCAUUUCGGUUGUUUCCUUUUUUGAGUGUUUGAACUUUGAAGUGUAUUGCAUGAAUUCUUGGAA